GCAAGAGAGCACUGGCCCUCCCGUGCAGCGCAUCACUGCUUCUCUGGCAGGGCUUGGUGGCCCCGUGUGAACCAAGGGACAACUUUUAACCGCACCACUGGGAGUGCGCUUGCUGGGACCUCGACUCGCCUCAGCUCUCCAGAGACUGGUGGAGGGGGUGGGGGCGAGUCUUUCUCACCAGUAACAAAGCCUGCUACGAACCUGGAAAAGAGAAACUUGAGUGGUGCAAAGGUUGAGAGCUAAAGGGCAGGAGAGGACAGAGGAGCAACCGAAGCCAGGGGAAACAAGAAAAAAGAAAGGAAGAAAAAGAAAAGGAAGAAGCAGCUGGGGAGAACCCCUUGAACUUAAGAGGGAGGAGUCCAUCAUCGCGGAAAAUCGGGCGAAAGCGCAAAGGUGCUGAACACCAAGCUAAGCCAGCAGGGCGAUCUGCAGGGCUGGGUCUAACAGCACCUUGGGUCACGCCUCCUUGGCGAGAAGGCGUCUGGCCUUUGAUUGCUUCCAGGGAUUGCAGAACUUCCUGCCCGCCAGAGGAGCGGGUCUCACUGGGGUCGCCUUUGCUCCGGGCUUGAGGCUUAAGACUGAGUUCUAAAGAGUCCCGAGUGUCUGCUCCAGAAAGGGUUGGGGGACUGUUUCUGUGAGGAGCCCACGCACCCUACUUGAGGGAUUGAGUGUCGGCGUCCUCACUCUCCUGGCAUUUCCCAUCUUUCAGGGCUCCACCCAACUCCGGGAACCCCUCACCCGGAGAUGGCCGCGCUGAUGCGGGUCAAGGAUUCAUCCCGCUGUCUUCUCCUACUGGCCGCGGUGCUGAUGGUGGAGAGCUCACAGCUAGGCAGCUCACGGGCCAAACUCAACUCCAUCAAGUCCUCUCUAGGAGGGGAGACUCCUGCUCAGGCUGCCAACCGAUCUGCGGGCAUGAACCAAGGACUGGCUUUCGGCGGCAGUAAGAAGGGCAAAAGCCUGGGGCAGGCCUACCCUUGCAGCAGUGAUAAGGAAUGCGAAGUUGGAAGGUACUGCCACAGUCCCUACCAAGGAUCAUCAGCCUGCAUGGUCUGUCGGAGGAAAAAGAAGCGAUGCCAUAGAGAUGGGAUGUGUUGCCCUGGUACCCGCUGCAAUAACGGCAUCUGCAUCCCAGUCACCGAGAGCAUCCUCACCCCACAUAUCCCAGCUCUGGAUGGCACUCGGCAUAGAGAUCGCAACCAUGGUCACUAUUCCAACCAUGACCUGGGAUGGCAGAAUCUAGGAAGGCCACACUCCAAGAUGCCUCAUAUAAAAGGACACGAAGGAGACCCCUGCCUGCGGUCAUCAGACUGCAUUGAUGGGUUUUGUUGUGCUCGCCACUUCUGGACCAAAAUCUGCAAACCAGUGCUCCAUCAGGGGGAAGUCUGUACCAAACAACGCAAGAAAGGUUCACAUGGGCUGGAGAUUUUCCAGAGGUGUGACUGUGCAAAGGGCCUGUCCUGCAAAGUGUGGAAAGAUGCCACCUACUCUUCCAAAGCCAGACUCCAUGUAUGCCAGAAGAUCUGAUAAACACUGGAAGAGUCAUCACUAGCAGACUGUGAAUUUGUGUAUUUAAUGCAUUAUGGCAUGAUGGAAAACCUGGAUUAGAAUGCAGAAGAGUGAGGAAUGUGGUAAGAAUGUGGAGCAGAAGAGUGCAGGACUGAAUUAAGUAGAGACAGUGACAACUUAAGCAUGACCAGUGUUUCCAUUAUGCACCUUGUUUAUGUAAAUAAUGUACACAUUUGUGAAAAUGCUAUUAUUAAAAGAAAGCACACCAUGGAAAUUACUGACGAA
Messenger RNA from Grammomys surdaster, 1791 nucleotides. RefSeq names its product dickkopf WNT signaling pathway inhibitor 2 (gene Dkk2). The coding region runs from base 745 to 1524 and encodes 259 amino acids. Gene Ontology annotation, molecular function: co-receptor binding; receptor antagonist activity. Lineage: Eukaryota; Metazoa; Chordata; Mammalia; Rodentia; Muridae. The transcript is spliced from 4 exons. The record is from RefSeq and is a predicted model, not a curated record. Gene Ontology annotation, biological process: negative regulation of canonical Wnt signaling pathway; multicellular organism development. Gene Ontology annotation, cellular component: extracellular region.